Molecule: messenger RNA, 1331 nt
Organism: Drosophila ananassae
Lineage: Eukaryota; Metazoa; Arthropoda; Insecta; Diptera; Drosophilidae
Gene: Tmhs
Product: LHFPL tetraspan subfamily member 3 protein
Exons: 6
Coding region: 228-1025 (265 amino acids)
Biological process (GO): sensory perception of sound
Cellular component (GO): plasma membrane
Source: RefSeq, a predicted model, not a curated record
AGCCGAGAAACGCUCAGUUCGUUCUUCAGCGCCGAUCGCGACGGUUCAGUUUCUUCUCGCUCCGAAGCAGCGGAUCGCAGUCUCAGCCCGCGACUUUUUCAAUAAUUAAUGCAAAAACACACGUCAAACAAAGCUAUAAAUUGAAAUAACAAAUAUUAUAAAGAAAUAUUCAAGUCCAGCUAACACCGAAACCUGUUCUCGACCACUACAAACAAAGCCGAUCCAAAAUGGGAACGAAAAUCGAGUACGUGGACACCACGCAUCUGUACGCCUCCAAGUACAUUCGCAACUCGAAGGCGAUAGGCGUGCUGUGGGCCAUCUUCACCAUCUGCUACGCCAUCAUCGGAAUCGUGGCAUUCGUGACGCCAGAGUGGAUCGGGGAUCCGGACAAUGACGGAGCUGGGCGCCUGGGCCUCUGGCAGCAGUGCCAGCGGGACGAGAUCUUCGACAACUGCCGCCGUCGCUGGGAGAGCAUCUUUGCAGUGCCCACCUUCUCCUUUCAGUUGGCCACUUUCUUCAUGCUCGGAGCCAUUGCCUUGGCCUUGUUGACCAUUUUUUUCCUCGUGUGCUUGCUGUUUAUGAAGUCGACUCGUGUCUUCCACAUUUGUGGUUGGAUGCAAAUUAUAUCAGCUCUGUGCAUGAUUGUGGCCUGUGCGGCGUUUCCCUUCGGCUGGAACUCGGACGAUUUCCGGAAGAUCUGCGGCCCGGAAGCAAAUCGCUUCGAGCUGGGCCUCUGCGGAAUCCGCUGGGCUUAUCCGCUGGCCAUAAUCGGCUGCAUUGACGGCGUGGUUCUGGCCACGCUGGCCUUCAUCUUGGCCACUCGGCACGUGCGCCUGCAGCCGGAUCCCAUCUACCAGAACUCGCUCUACAAAGGUGAGAUCAACAAUGCUUAUCUGACGGAUGCGAUCAGCCUGGCGGGCUCCCGAAAGUCGAACCCCCGGAUUACUGGCUUGAACCUGCAGCCCAUUCUGCUGGUGGCUCCCCCGAACGAGGACAGCAUAUCGCAGUUCUCCCGGUACCACUGAACUCAGCCAAGACAACAACCGGAAACGCCAAGCUCCAAGUUGGCCAGAAAGCUUUUAGCCGUUAAUGUCUGCUGCUGCAUCGAGUAUCUGUGAGAGUGAAUGCGUGUGUCUGUGAGCGUGUGCCUGAGACUGCCGACUGAAUGCCGAUUUUUGUAGUUCGUAAGCCUAACUUUCGUGUGAAUAGCUUGUGCCUAAACGUAUGCUUCGAUUAGGUUAAGAAGAAAGAGCACGGGGCCCUCCGAAAGCUCUGCCUGUAAAUUAUAUACCCAUAAACACAAUAAACAUGUACAAAUAUCAAACAUAAAA